UCUCCUCCGCCUUCGCCCCGCUGCUCCCCCUUUAUAUAUUUUUUUAGUUCAAUUUAGAUCUUUAAUUUUCCAUACGCAUUUCGUUAAUUUUUGGGACUAAGCCGAGGUCCUGCCUUUUCUCAUAGAAAACGAAGCAACUCUGGCGAAAAAACAUGUAUAAUGAUCUACUCCUUUUUGCUCUUGGAAAUUUGCGAUCGAGUUUGAUUUCUUGUCGAAUAAGUUCUUUUGUUUUAAUGAUGGGUAGCAGAUGAAUUAAUAUAUUCAUCAAAACAGAAACGCACAUCCUAAAGGCCUUAGGAAUGAGGGGUCUCUAAACCUAAACUGAUGAGCGAGGGCUGAGUGAUAUAGAAAGAUUUAUGUAAAGAACUUCUUGAUUAGGCACAAAAAAGAUCAGAAGGAGAAGCCUUAUUUGAGAACUUGUUGAAAAAGUUAUGUGGAGUAACCUAAUUCUGAAUCUAGGUAGGAGCUUAAAUUUGGUAUAGGAGGCUUCUCCAGUUUAAGCUUUGAAAUCUGUUCAUUUUGAAGAGUUAUUAUGUUGUGAAUUUUGGUUUAGUUGGCUUGAUGUUUGUUGCUGGUUGUUUUCUAUCUUAAUUUUGCUGAAGAAGGUUGUGAUUCUGAUUAUUGUGAACUGAUAAGGCGUUGAAGGAUGGUAUUUUUGUUGGAAAUCCCUGCCUGGAUUAAGCACUCCUAUGGCAUUUUUUUUACAGGAGCAAAAUGGAAGAUAUCCUAACGGAGGUUCCUCCUCCUUCAAGGUUUUUCCAAGAUGAUCUUAACAAUUUCGCUCCUCCAUCACCACCUCUUCCUUCCCCAUUUCUGUUGUUAUCCAAUCCUAAACCUAUUGAACCUCUCCGCCCAUCUUUACUUGUCGUUGCCAUUUCUUCCCCUUCUCUACAUCUUUUCCAUCAUUUAUCUGAUAAAACCCUUAUUGGAAGUCUCAUCCUACCUGAAAUUCCUUUCUCUGGGAACCAUAUCCAACCCUCGGUUUAUGACAAAUCUUGUAACAUUUACUCCAUUGAUCAAGAUAAUGAACAAGUUAUCCUUGUUUCCAUUCAGUGUUCUGUUCCUGCAGAGAGAUCCCUCCUUGUUGCAAAACUACUGCUUGGUGAUAAAAUUGUUCCUGAGAGGGUUCUGAUCUUGGAUAGUCUUCAGAGCCAAAAUUUUCGGGGCAGGCUCUCAACUGAUGAGACUCUUGCUUUCAAGCUGGAGACGUCUUCUGAAAGAAAGAGUCGAGAUGAGGGUUAUGGUGGUUCACCAUUGUUAAAGGGCCUUGAUUACUAUCCAUCUGGUAGUGUUGUAGAUGGCUUGGCUGCUGCUUUGCUUGGACGUUGUCAGAUGAAGAAUAUCAAGGGAGCCCUCUUUGUUUCAUGGCCUGAAUAUGGAAGUGAGGUGAUAUCUCUGCUUAGAUCUUUACUUCACCAAAAUGUACUCUUGGGACCUACAUUAGAAUUCUGUACUGAAAGUAAUAAUGGGGAUGGGUACCUGAACCGGAUUAAGGACCUGGAAUUAUACACCUAGAAGAGUUGGGUUGUGAGAUUACUAGUUAUGUCUAUUGUAUGGUGCACUUUUUCUUUCUUUUUUUUUUUCUGUGCCCCAGAUACUGUUGAAAUAGAUAGAAACUCACAAGGUCAUCCUUAUUGAGGAGGAUGAAAUUCGACAAUUGCUUCUUAAAAGCUAUUUCCUACUGUAUAUGCUGAUUGUUAUGGGCUAUGGACGGUGUUUAUGUAAUUGUUUUAGUGUUAGGCUGUUAGCUUAGCUAAUACCAAUGGUAUAUUCAGCUCUU
This is a messenger RNA of Cucurbita pepo subsp. pepo (vegetable marrow), 1780 nucleotides long. The record is from RefSeq and is a predicted model, not a curated record. NCBI's taxonomy places the organism in Eukaryota, Viridiplantae, Streptophyta, Magnoliopsida, Cucurbitales, Cucurbitaceae.